ACAAAAUGCAUGUUUUCUGCCUCUCGACCGUAAUCAGCGCCGAACAAUGGCCAACCCCUCUGGGAAAACUAAAACAAAGACAUAUUUGUGAUAUUUCACAACACUAGAAUCAAAAUACCACUUCGGUCUUCUAAGUCAACUUUCAACGCUCAAAAUCAAGAGGUCCUGACUAGAUCAUAAAAAUGACAGUCGGUAUGUUUCUGAUGAGUGGUGUAGCACUGCUGACGAUUUUGCCGCUUGCUACGGCAGAAACCGUACUGGAGAAUGAAGAGACUUUGUCAAUCCUAGCCUACGUGUUCUUGGCAAUGUGUGUCAUUAUUCUACUGAUAGCAAUCAUUGUGCCUAUGAUCCUUUACAGGAGACUCAAGAACCAAGCGACGCUGAACUCGGACUUCGAUUCAAGGUACACGUCGAGGAAGGAAAAUAUCCCUAUGGGGGUAUAUGGUGGCUACGCCCAAGCACGUCCUGUCAGUAAGGUCUACAUCCCAGGAGACGACCAUGACAACAACGGGACGACAGACAGCGCGUACGCCACGCUAUCGAAGCAAGAUAACACGUACGAAAAACUCCAGGGCGACACGGCCAAUGGGAACUACGAACAAAUACAGGCCAAAAAUAGCACGUUCGCAAGUCCCCAGGCGAAGGAUAACGCAGCGUAUGAGAAUAUAAACGGAGACCACUAUGACACCGCUGACGCGACGCAGGCUCAGUACGAUAAUCCAGAAGCAGCGGCCGCGUACGAUAACCCGGUGAUGAUGUCUGACGACGCCCAGCUUAAACGAAAAAAAUAGUUCUUCCUCCUAUUGAAAGGAAAUAAAGAUCAAACAAGGCCAAGGACACAAGAUGAUCUAAAUAGUUUUGAGAACAACUCGUCCUGCUAAGACAACAUAACCAAAUGCAUCUUUUGAAUACUUUCUGAGCUGGAUAAUGUAGAAAUUGCUUAGCCCAUUCGUGAAUUCUCAAGUAUAUCUUUUCUGCUAAUUUAAUAGGUGUUUACAAUUGGAGAUUCAACAGCGCAUGCAAAUGAAAUAAUACUUCGUUUAUGGAUUAAGGGUGCGCACUGUUACCACUAUUCUUUUUUUGUAUCAAAUAUUAAGUAUGUUAGAUCACACUGUGUUGAUAAACUAAAA
Molecule: messenger RNA, 1130 nt
Organism: Nematostella vectensis (starlet sea anemone)
Lineage: Eukaryota; Metazoa; Cnidaria; Anthozoa; Actiniaria; Edwardsiidae
Exons: 7
Coding region: 183-791 (202 amino acids)
Source: RefSeq, a predicted model, not a curated record